GCGAUUUGGCCCUCUGCAGCUUCCAUCGUUCCAUGUGGUUGGUCCGGUCACAUUUCCUCAGUCAGGGAAGGUUGUACGAUUGAAACAUGGCUGCCUGCACACGGAGUGCUGCAGAGGUCCUUAGCUCCAUUAGGGCCUUUAGACACAUUCAGCAUCAACAUGGACGUUUUAUCUCAACGUCUCUGACCCACCUUGCUGUGGGGGGAGAUGGUCGACCCCCUAAAUUCACACCGCCACCCAAGCCAGUUAUUAUCGACAAAACACAAUCCGAAGCUCCACCACGACGGUUUCUCAGCCCUGAAUUCAUCGCCCCCCGUUCUCGAACCAGCGGCUUGAAGUUCGUUGUUGAGAGGAAGGAUAUGAUUCAGAGGCGUAAAGCACUCAACAUCCCUGAGUUCUAUGUUGGGAGCAUAUUGGCAGUGACCAUGAAGGACCCGCACACCAGUGGGAAAACGAAUCGCUUUGUGGGUAUAUGCUCGCAGAGAUCAGGCAGUGGGCUAGGAGCCACAUUCAUCCUUAGGAACAUUGUCGAUGGACAAGGUGUAGAGAUCUGCUAUGAGAUGUAUAGUCCGCGCAUCCAAACGAUUGAGGUACUGAAGCUGGAGAAGAGGCUGGAUGAUAACCUCAUGUACCUACGUGAUGCACUCCCAGAACACUGCACCUUCGACUUUGAUCUGAAACCUGUACCCCACAACCCCACUGCAGACGUUCCCAUCAAUACUGUCAAAGUUCGGAUGAAGCCAAAGCCGUGGUCCAAGCGCUGGGAGAGGCCACACUUCAACAUCAAGGGCAUCCGCUUUGACCUGUGCCUGACCCCUGAGCAGAUGGAGCAUGCUCAGAAGUGGGCUCGGCCCUGGCAGGAAUUCGACAUGAUGAAGCACCAUGACACCGCCAAGCUGGAGGAGGCCAUCUUUCAGGAGGUGCAGGCUGAGCUCAGCAAGUGACGCCUUCCCCAGGGGGGGCAGGUGUUGAACUGAUGAAGGGGCUGAACUGCGAGUGCCACAGGAGAGCCUAGCAGGGGAGACAUCAGGACCUUUGACCUUUGGGAAUGAGGAUCGCAAGGGACUUUGUGUAGAAGAGUGAUAGUUAAACUGCUGUAUGCGCCAUCUUCUAUAUGUGGUUGCCGAAGAAACAGACACUCCUUUCAGAAUUAUAAAAGAGGUGACUCCAUCCGAAUGCAUUCAGUAAAAGUUGACUGAUACCCUAAGCCCAAGCAGAUGGAGCGAAAGCAGAGAUGUUUCACUGGUCUGACAGCUACCAAUACCCAACAUUGAAAAAAAUGACCUUUAACUGUCCAGUGAUGCAUAAUAACAUGUUAUGCUUGUAGUGUCUCAUGACCUGAGUUGCUUUCAGUAGCUUCACACUUUGUGGUUGGUUCAGGUUUUGGCAUCAAGUGAGGACUGUGAUGCAUAAAGCACUAUGAGUAUGCAUUGUAUGAGUGGUUAUUGUUGGGCUUUUUACAUGUAAAGUAGACUUACUGUCGCCAUGCUCCCUCUUGACAAAAAUGCUGUUAUUAAAUGACAUAUCAGUCUUUUGAUAACAUUUGCAGGUCAGUGAUUUUCACUAUCAAUUUACUGUUCUGCAUGUUGCUUUCUCAGACUUCUUUGUCCUGAGGUCCACAUCAGACAUGUCUUCAGUCACUCACUAAGGGUAGAUGGGUAGGUUAUUAUUGUAGUCCUAUGCGCCCGUAAAACAUUAUUAAAGAGGUCGUCCAGCUCA
Clupea harengus (Atlantic herring) is the source of this 1719-nucleotide messenger RNA. It is a transcript of the gene mrpl19, whose product is annotated as mitochondrial ribosomal protein L19. Gene Ontology annotation, biological process: translation. Lineage: Eukaryota; Metazoa; Chordata; Actinopteri; Clupeiformes; Clupeidae. The record is from RefSeq and is a predicted model, not a curated record. Gene Ontology annotation, cellular component: mitochondrial large ribosomal subunit; ribosome. Gene Ontology annotation, molecular function: structural constituent of ribosome.